AUGGCUUCCAUCCGGAGAACUGACAUCAUGCAGAAGAAAUAUUCGAAAGGCCGCCCUGCAAAAUCGGAACGAGAUAAAAUAUACAAACGUCAGGAAGUCUACAAAUGGAGAGAUCUGAGACGUGUGUAUCUGGCAAGCUCAUUCGAUCGCUGGAGAAAACUACGGUCGUCUUUGAAACUGAAAGACUCCAGCCUGGCAUGGCAUUUGAUGGAAGCUCACGAAAAGGGCUACUGCACUUUUUGCCGACAUUGUCACCACCAGUCAACGAAGGAGAGAGGAAAACGGAGAAGAAAAUUUGACCGGAAAGAUUUUCUGCCAACCCUCAUCGCGACAGUCAGACAGCUUUGUUAUACACAUUUUGAUUUUAAUGAGUGUAUUGAAAUCGUAGGUCUUUUAUGUCUUGAGUUUGACAAAGCACACAAGGAGAACUUUAGCAUUAAUGAAUGUGUUCAGUCGAGUGGCUAUCAUGUUUCUGAUUCUAGUGCUGAGCUGCUAAAUUGCUCACUAGAGGACACAGAUGCAAAGUCUAGUCUAGUAAUUUCACCUGCUGAUUAUCAAGACAUUCAUGAACUGAAUGUAUCUGCACAUAAGACUUCAUCACUUGUAGCUUCCACCCCUUGUUCAGCUGUUCCCACAGACACUACUACACUUUCAGCGAAUAUAAAUCUUUCACAGACAGAGAAUUUGCAGUUGCAGACUUCAUUUGAGGAUUUGGAUACCUUGUGUGCCACAUCAGAUAAACCAUUUGUGCCACAGGAGAAUGUAACAAAUGAUGAACACCCAUCUGAUGAACAUCGAUUACCUUGUACACUUUUGAGAAAUGCUAUCAAUACAGAUAGUACAUGUAUGCAAGCAUCCCCUCGUCAAAUUGAGCAUAUGGAAAGCACUGCAGUGACUUUCCAACUGAAGCCUAGUGAAGAGAAACUUGUGGACUCCAGUAUGUGCUCAGAAUCUGAGCCUUCACUGGAGAUCGAUAUAGAAAAUAUGGACACUUCUCAAGAAGAAGACAACACUAAUAAGAAUUCUCAGAAGGAAUUGCUGCCUGACCCUAAACUCAAGCUGCAUACUUGCUGUGGUGAUUCAUCUUUGCCAUUCGUUGGUAAUGAUUUGAAAAGCCAGCAAACUACAGAGAACAUCACAUUACACAGCAGUGGAGUAAGCAAGGUGCCAUCUUCAGAAUUCACCUGUGAAGUUGCAGAGAAGGAUCCUCCAGUAAGCUGUCCUGUGAAGCCUGACAGCAUGGAUUUACCUCUGGAUAUGUCUGUGCUAAAACCUAUUGUCAAGAAGGAGCCAGGUUAUGGUCUGUCAUCUAACAGAAUGUAUCAUAAACAAGCCGUCAUAGAUAAAAAGUCUAUUGAAGAUAAUAUUGAUCACAACUUAAUAUCGGAGACCACUAGUAUGUCACCUCAGAGUUCAAGACGAAGCCCAUUUUGGCUGGAAGGUUUGCAUACUUUACCUGGGAAGGUGAAAGAAGAGGGCCAUGUAAGCAUACCCUGGCAGCGAAGAGAUAUGUCCCGCAAGGAAGAAUAUGAGUUUUUGGAGAUGAAUCCCUUCUCUGAUCUGGCAGACUUUAGUCAACGCUACCCUCACGUCCACCAGCGUACAUACUACCGCUGGAAGCGACGUAUCAAAGAAGAGUACAUCAUUCUGGAACAGUGUCCUAGCAUGUCAUUUCAAGAUUUUAGCAGUGUUGUCCUGCAAGCCAAGGAGUCUGUCUUUCUUCACUGGAAGUCACUCAUUGCUCAAGGAAAGGGGUUUUUUGCACCAUCAGAUACCAAGCGUUUGGAAUCGAAACCUUGUGUGAAGCCAAGCUCACAACAUAAUAGUGCUUUUGCAUUUAUGCAGAAGAAUCUUACGUGUACAUACGAACAGUUUUGUCAGCAGUAUCCAGGGACACCAGCUGAUGUGUAUAAUGUGUUGAAAAGAAAAGCAAUGCAAGAGUUCUGGUUAUUUCAUCAGAAUAAGCAUCUGAGUUAUAAGGAAUUUUCAAAAAUAGUUAGUGUAACUGAAGAUGUUUUUAAUACAUGGAAAGAGUAUAUUGAAGGUUUUAGGUCAAAUACUGUAUCCUCUAAUUUGAAGACAGUCUCAAAUAAUUUGGCACAAAACCAGUCACUGCCAGUCCCUUCCAUUUAUUCUUUAGAUAGUUCACACUCAUUAACACCGGAUUUACAGUCAUCCACAGAAGGAGGCUAUAGAAUAAAGGAUGGCUGUACGAUAAAUGAGUCAAAAGCAGCUGCCCAUUCUGGUUCCUUAAAUUCGGCACUGAGUGAUUCUGUUGUCAGAAGCCUGUCGACGAGUUACUUGGCCUCCCUACAGAACAUGAUGUUUCCUUGGCACAGCUAUUAUGGGAUGACGUCACCUUUAGGUCAGCAGAUGCUUCCAAUGAUGCUGUGGCCAGGGAUGAUGGGACUAGCUGGGGGCUUAACAAACUCUAUAGGUUUAAUGUCGGGCUUGCAUGCUAAUGGGCUUUCAGAACCUAGUUCUGGCACUGAAUUGCGUAGUUCAAUGUUGGAAAGCACUGAAUCCAUCAAAUCUGAUGAAUCUCAGAGCAGUCAAUCUGAUGAAUAUACUCAUAGCAGUAACAUUUUCAGAAGCAGUGAGAAUCAAGAGCAGGCUAAAAACUUGGAUUCCUCUGAUUCAGAGAAAAGGUUGAAAUUAUCAAGUGACAGAGAUGAUAUGGAUGUCUCAGGAUCUGCCAGCAGAUCCAGAAAACAAAAUAAACAGGAAUAUAUAUAUUAUUUGAAAAAUCCAGAGUUAUGUUUCAAAGAGUUAGAGUCGCUGUUUCCAUCAAUUUCACUGCGGACAUUUUACAGAUGGCGUAAGGAAAUGAAUGCGGCCGUCCUACUGUUGGAGGAUAACAAGGACCUCCCUUUCUGCCAGUUUCAGAUGAUUUUCCCAGAUAUUCCUGAAGAUAUAUUUGAGCUGUGGAAAGAAAGGGUUGGCAGAGGCUUGUCACCCACUUCAGAAAAACAUAUCCAACAGUCUUUAGAGUCUGGGGAGAUAUAUCACCCAAACCAGAGCACUUCUGUUUCAGGUAGGAAUUCAGCUGAGCUGUCAAAAUUAAUGGAAAGCAGAACAGCGGAGGUGAUAAAUAGUAAUUUCAGUCAUAAUUCUAUCACAAAUUAUGUUCAUUUUGGUGGAAAAGAAUCUGGAGCACGUCUUUUUAAAAAAGUUAAGGAGGGUUACCAUUAUGUUCAGAAAAAUCCUGAUGUUGAUAUUGCUUCAUUUACUAAAUUAUAUCCUGAUACAUCGGUGAGAAGUUUCUAUAGAUGGAAGAAAGAACUAAAAAACACCUUUGCUUUCUUGAGAGCUAAUCCAGCAAUGACUUAUGCAGAAUACAAGUUGGUGGAUUCUACAGUCACUGAGGAAGUAUUCAGAGUAUGGAAGGCAUUAGCACUUGACAAUAAUGUUAUUAAAGAGGAAAUACUAGAGGACCAUACAUCAGCUGGGGUCAGUGAAACAGGCAUAUCAAACCACAGCAGUAAAUUUAUUAGUCCUGAAUAUUGGUUUCUGCAACUGAAUCCUUACAUUGAGUAUUCCCAAUUUUGCUGCACCUAUCCUGAUGUUGCUGAGCAUACCUUUUAUCGUUGGAAGCAAGAAAUUUAUCAAAUCAUGAAUUACAUUCGAGCUGAGCCAGUAGUUGAGCUGGCUGACAUUGCUGCUAUGCUGCCACAAGUAUCUGAAGAUGCAUUUUCUAGGUGGAAGCAAAUUAUUGCUAUGGAAAAAGAGAACUCAGUUGAUCAUAAAAGGGCAGUCACAAAGGAAGUUGAAGAGUCGGCAGAGGAAUCAGAAGUUAAACAAGAAUCCAACAGCCAAAUAUCUGAGGCCAUGUUAUACCUCAUGCACAACCCUACAGUGGACUAUGACCACCUGAGAGUCAAGUUUGAUUGUGUGACCAUUAUGGCUUUUGACCAAUGGCUUAAUAGAAUUAAAAGUAUAAUCAUGUUUAUUGUGUCUAAGCCAAGCAUUAACUACACAGCAUUUAGCACUAACUUUAAUGAUAUUACAGAGGACAUCUUCAAAAAAUGGAAGAACUUGAGCUCAGCUGAAAUAGCUGCCUUAAAUAUUGACAAGGAGCAUAAUUCUACAGAUGAUAGGGAACUUAGAAGUAUUUCAGAUAAUCAAGGUGCUCUUUCACUUGAAGCAUUUGAAUUUUGUCAGAAAAACUCUAGGGUCACGUUUUCAGCUUUCCAGACUUUGUAUCCAACUGUGUCAGAAAAAGUGUUUCAUGGCUGGAAAACCAGAAUACAGGAGGAAAUACAAUACAUCCAAGAAAAUCUCCACUUGACAUUUGAUGACUAUGCCAAGGUUUAUACCAACACAAGCAAAGAAAUUUUUGAUCAGUGGAAGUCUGAAAUGAUUCAGAAUUACCUCCGAAAGCCAUCAGGGAAAGUUGAUCAAGCAGGUGAUGGACCACUAGAAACCUCAGAUGAGGAAAACUUUGAGGAGGACAUGUCAAGGGAUGAACCCAGCAAUCCUGAGACAGUGGACCAGAAUGUUGAAGAUGAGAUAUUUAGGAAGUCUGGUAAUGGGGAGACUCUCAUGGACCAGGAAGUCUACUCACUUUGUGUCGGGGAAAGUCUGGAAAAUGAGCCAAAAGAAUCAUCACUGAGUAAGCUCGCCAAAUUUGCUGAUUCUGGUGCUGCUGCUCACCCCAGAAAAGACGCCACAGCAAAACUAUUAACAUCAUUUGAACAUUUGUUGGGAAACAACAACAAUACAUCUGUGAAACUAGAACCUGUGUCAUUACCAUCUGGUGAUGAUGAUUGUCUCAGUUCUGCAGAGGCGUCCCUUCCUGCCCACCAGCUGCAUUCUGAACACAAUCCUUUGUCUGGAAAAGAAAUGGGCAAUGUUUAUGCAUCUGGUCCGCUAUCCUCUGCAUUGCACACUUCAUCUUUGUCUGCACUGAUGGCCAUGACCAGAAGUGAUGAUACACACCACAGUGGAAGUAGUCCAGCAUCAGCUCAGAAGGAGCCUGGGGGACACAGUGCCCAGUUUGUUUGCUCUGGAAACCUAAAUUGGCAAGAAACUCCUAAUGGAUCUAAUAGCUUCAGCAGUGCUGGGGUUAGCAAAGAAGACGAUGAAGCCUUUUCCUCUCAGCGCCAAAAGAAAAUGAGCCGUGCUGAGUACUUGUUUGUAAAAGAUAACCCUGAUGUUGAUUCACAAGAGUUCUCUCGAAUAUUUCCUGGAGUAUCAGCUCGCACAUUUUACAGAUGGAAAAAGGAAAUCAAAACACAACUUCAUCUAGCAUAG
Molecule: messenger RNA, 5253 nt
Organism: Candidula unifasciata
Lineage: Eukaryota; Metazoa; Mollusca; Gastropoda; Stylommatophora; Geomitridae
Source: the annotation of a GenBank genome assembly